CGACGGCCCACAACAAAUGCCGCGGUCGUUGCUUGUCAAUGACGUCUAGGGUGGAGGCACUGCUGGGCAGCACGGAGAUUAAGAGAUUGAGAUUCGAGACAGUAUGUCCCGCUCCAGUAGUAGGUAUCCUGUUCCUUCAAGCCCUCGGAAGACGUGCGAAACACGGAGGCCGGCGAUGCUGCUGCCCAUUGUUGGUUUUAUUCUGGCAAAGCCCUCUAGGAUCAAGAAUUUGCCUUGUCCGGAUGCUGGUCUUCUGGUUUCUUUCGUCUCAAGGGCCGGGCGAGUUGCAGGAGCUCGGUCCGGGUUCGUGGAUCCGACCCACCGUGGCCCACCGGAAUGUCCGGAAUGUCCGGUGCCCUACAGUACUUACGUCUAGGUGUGACGCGUCUCUGAGCAUAGUUAUCGCGCUGGGCUUCGGUGUUAGCCUACUGUUACUACCACACACUUACAACACAAGUCCAGGAGAGACGCUCCGAUCCCGCUGCAUCUCAUCUAAGCCAUCUCGAUGGCGGAAGAGGCGCUUGGUUGAAGACAUAUGGAUACGCAGGAAUGUUGCCGGCAGUUUUUGGGCACAGAGCAC
Messenger RNA from Canariomyces notabilis, 580 nucleotides. RefSeq lists its product as uncharacterized. The record is from RefSeq and is a predicted model, not a curated record. The transcript has a single exon. NCBI's taxonomy places the organism in Eukaryota, Fungi, Ascomycota, Sordariomycetes, Sordariales, Chaetomiaceae. The coding region runs from base 104 to 376 and encodes 90 amino acids.